This is a messenger RNA of Neurospora crassa OR74A, 1140 nucleotides long. RefSeq lists its product as hypothetical. The transcript is spliced from 2 exons. NCBI's taxonomy places the organism in Eukaryota, Fungi, Ascomycota, Sordariomycetes, Sordariales, Sordariaceae. Bases 1 to 1140 code for a protein of 379 amino acids. The record is from RefSeq and is a predicted model, not a curated record.
AUGUCCAUGUCCAAGGUCAUGUCAAAUGACAGAGCAGCUGAGAAGCUGUCACACAUCCUUCUCAACUACCACUCUGGUAAGGGCUGGGAGAAAGAACUGGCGGAUGUCCUUCAGGCUUUUGCUGUCAAGUAUCAUGAGCUCUCGCCAGAAGUUCUUCUUGGUACCACCGGGUUCGACAAUUCUGACGACCACCCCAGCACACUGUGGCAUAAGUUCUUUGUCAAGUCACUCCAAAACACGCUAAAGGAGCUGCCGCCUAAUGUCGACAAACUGAAGGAGGCGGUUGAUGCGCUGGAGCAUCAGGAGGAAGGGAAAGGAAGUCUGGUACAAGUGUUGACGAUUACCAUACUGUCGAGAUUGAGAGCUUCCGGGAUAGAGCAAAGUUCGAUGUUAUUUUCCUUUCGCCCGCUCCAAACAACCUCUCUGGAAGGCAUCAGACUCGCCGCCAUUUCACUUUUAGUCAACAUGUCGCAACCCCCCCAAUCACGCGUGUUCACGCGGGAGCAGGCUAUAGAGAGUCUUGCGGAAUUCCUCAUCAAAGACAAGCUGUCGACGGACCCAAGAUGGAAGGGAGAGCUCUCAGACGCCCUCCAAGACUUUGCCGCCAGAUACUGCGAACUCUCCCUGAAAGGGUGGGAUGGGCGAUUGGACCUAGACAUGCGGUUGCACAAGGACGCACCUAGCCAGUACUGGCAUGUGUACUUUGUCGAGUCGCUUCGCAAGAUGUUGAAGUACUCGCCAGCCAGUACUGAGGAUUUGAUGAAGACUGUUCGCGAGCUUAUCGAUGCCAAUCGCAAAGCAUUUGAAGGGAGGGGAAAUCCCGCGUCACCUGCUACCUUGAGGGCGUUUCUGAGGGCUGGUUUCGAUGUCAAUAACAACGACGACAACAACAAGCGUCCCGCCGCGACAGAGGAUGACGACUUGAACACCCCGAACAGAAGCAAGGGCGCCAAAACCGAAGCGGGUGCCACGAACUUUACAGUUCACGCGAGAGGCCCCUACACCGUUCGCGUCUUCGAGGGCGACAUUCCACUCGGCGAGUUCAGCUCCAGCACCCCUGCGACGGUUCAGGUCAGGUUAAUUCAGAAGAGUGCUGCCUCUGCUGCUGCCGUCGAUGAUUGCGACGAGAGUGACAACUGA